Myotis myotis is the source of this 1469-nucleotide messenger RNA. It is a transcript of the gene PTCRA, whose product is annotated as pre T cell antigen receptor alpha. Gene Ontology annotation, biological process: negative regulation of thymocyte apoptotic process. The record is from RefSeq and is a predicted model, not a curated record. The transcript has 5 exons. NCBI's taxonomy places the organism in Eukaryota, Metazoa, Chordata, Mammalia, Chiroptera, Vespertilionidae. The coding region runs from base 1 to 897 and encodes 298 amino acids.
AUGGCCGGGGCUUGGCUGCUGCUUCUCUUGGCCCUCGGGUGUCCAGCCCUGCCCACAGAGGCGACCACUCUCCUGAGGCUGGCACAACCAGGUGUGGGGGGCGCCCCCUUCCCCUCGCUGGCCCCACCCAUCACGAUGCAGGUGGAUGGGAAGCAGCAGGUGCUGGUGGUCUGCCUGGUCCUCGAUGCCGCGCCCCCUGGCCUUGAGAGCCCCAUCUGGUUCUCAGCUGGCAACGGCAGCGCACUGGACGCCUUCACCUACGGCCCUUCCCCAGCUGCAGAUGGCACCUGGACUAGCGUGGCCCAGCUCUCCCUGCCCUCGGAGGAGCUGGCAUCCUGGGAAACCUUGGUCUGUCACACCGGGCCUGGGGCUGGGGAUCACAGCCAGAGCACACAGCCCCUGCAGCUGUCAGGAGUGACUUCCUCAGCGAGGACCUGCCUCUGGGAACCUCUUGGGGGGACGCCCGGCCGCGCGCUGCGGCUGGAGGCGCUGCGGCUGCUGCUCUUCAAGCUGCUGCUGUUCGACGUGCUCCUGACCUGCAGCCGCCUGCGCGCCCCGCCCGCCGCGGGGGACCGGCCGCCGCCCGCCCGCUGGACGCCGAGCUCCCCGCCCCGGCCGCCGGCCCGCAGCGCAGCCUCGGCGGGUAAGGGAGCCUCUGCCGCCACCGACUGCAACGGCCGCCGGGAGAGGCCGAGGGCUCAGACCUUUGCCCCGCCCUCCGGGUCCCGACCCAGGCGGGAGCCCAGUCCGGGAGGAGGGGAGGCUCUCUGCCCACCCAGCGCCCAGCGCUCAGGACCCGCCUUCAGUAUGCAGACCUCCCGCCUCGGAGGACACCGCGACCUGCCUCCUCCUGGACCCGAGCUUCCUGGGGGUGGGGGCGCUCCCUCCUUCCACUGAGGCCGAUCGGAGGGAAAGGCUGCGUCUCCCCGAUCUGGACAUUUGAGAUGCAGAACACCUAGGACCAUUAAAGGAGAACUUAAAUGGCACAAGCCAAUGGGAAGUGUUUUCAUUCAUGUCUUCUCUGGGAGGAGGCAAUUUGGCAGGUUUAGGGGAGGAAGAAAUCUGGGAGGGCUUCCCAGAGGAGGAGGACUUCCUGAGGGCAAGACCCUGGGAAUUGCAGCCUGGGGCUGGGGGUUGGGGAGGACCCUGUCCCACCUGUCUCCUUACUCCGCAGCCAAGCAUGAGGCAAGGCCCCUUUUGGCUCCUCACCCUGGCCCACGCUCUGUGAGAGUUCAGGCUGUGCAGCCCAGGAGCCCAGAAAUGUGGGUGCAGGGCCUGAUGUGAAAUCUUGUACAGACACGACUGAGGGGAACAGGGCCAGGAUCCCAGAGUAAGGGGAGUGUGUUCAAUGCCAAGAGCAUUGGUGAUCAUUCCAAGCUUACACUUAUUAAUCAAGUAAGGGUCAUUAUUCAUUUCACAAACAUUCGUUGAACAUCAACUCCGCCAGGCACUAAAGCGGUUUUUGUUUU